Molecule: messenger RNA, 4228 nt
Organism: Sorghum bicolor (sorghum)
Lineage: Eukaryota; Viridiplantae; Streptophyta; Magnoliopsida; Poales; Poaceae
Product: disease resistance protein RPM1
Exons: 3
Coding region: 119-3679 (1186 amino acids)
Biological process (GO): defense response to other organism
Molecular function (GO): ADP binding
Source: RefSeq, a predicted model, not a curated record
GUCUUGCAGCUUGGUUCCUUAUAUUGAAUCCAAGGCUGGCUUCUGGACCAGCACCAAAGUCAUUAGCAGCAACAGUUCCCAUCCACAGAAGCGCACAUCAAAGAGGGGGAACUAAGCCAUGGAGGCCACGGCGCUGAGCUUGGGCAAGUCUGUGCUGGAUGGAGCUCUUGGCUACGCCAAAUCCGCUUUAGCGGAGGAGGUGGCCUUGCAGCUCGGCGUCCAGCGCGAUCAUGCUUUCAUCAGGGAGCUUGAGAUGAUGCGAGCUUUCCUGAGGGCCGCACAUGACGAGCGAGGCGACCACCAGGUGCUCAUGACCUGGGUGAAGCAAGUCCGCGACGUGGCCUAUGAUGCCGAGGAUAUCCUCCAAGAUUGUUUGGCUCAUCUCAAGAAGCCAUCAUGGUGGCGCCGCCCUAGCACGCUGCCGGAGAGGCGCCGCAUCGCCAAGAAGAUGAAGGAGCUGAGAGCCAGAGUUGAGGACGUCAGCCAGAGAAACCUGCGCUACCAACUGGUCAAGAGCGCCGGCUCCAAGCCUGAAGACGGCACUGAGGUAGCCGGUGCAGCAGCAAUGUCAGGCAUGGAGGAAGCACUGCGGCAGCAGAACAAGUCCAAAGCGGAUCUCAUUCGACUGGUCAACAAGAAGGAUGAGGAGCUUAGAGUAAUCGGUGUAUGGGGAACAAGUGAUCUUCUUGGGGAGAAAUCCAUCGUCAAGAGAGCAUAUGAUGGACUCAAAAGGGACAGGAAGUUCCAAUACCACGCCUGGAUCAGUAUGGUGCGGCCUCUCAGUACAACAGCGAUUCUGCAAGACAUUGUGAUGCAGUUCGCUGUAGAUUCCCUCGAGGGAGAAAAUAAGAAACAUAUAUCAGCUCCUCAUGAAGCUCAAGAUCUGCGGAGAUUGUGGGUGGCCAAGGAAGAUGAUCUGGCUGACGAGUUUAGAAAAUUCUUGAAUGAGAAGAGUUACCUGAUUGUGGUUAAUGGCCUAUCCACUAUGGAUGAGUGGGACCAGAUCAGAACAUGCUUCCCGACUAACAAGAAAGGAAGUCGACUCCUAGUGUGCACACAGCAUGUAAAAAUUGCAAGCUUGUGUGUUGAGCCAUCCACUCUGCUGCUACCAGAGCACAAGCAAUUGUUUCCUGAUAAAGCCCUCUAUGCUUUCUACGACAAGGGUUUACAAGAUCCGUGUUCAGGGGAUCCGGGGCCUAGCUCAACCACAAACACUCCUGAUGAUUCGGGAGAUGGAAAGUAUCUCACACGCAUGGUGACAAAUGUAACUGCUUUUAAGGAAUCUAAGCUCAUCGGGCGACAGAGCGAAAAGUCACAAAUUCUCAAGUUGAUGUCAAAUGAACUUAGCCAAGAUUUCGAGGUCAUCACAGUAUGGGGAAUGGGUGGUCUUGGCAAAACCACACUAGUUAAAGAUGUCUAUCAAAGCCUAGAGCUCAACGCUAUGUUUGACAAGCGUGCCUGUGUCACAGUAAAGCGACCUUUCAAUCAUACAGAAAUUCUUAAUAGUUUGGCUGAGCAACUGAGUAGCCAGAAGCAAUGGAACCCUGACAUUUUAGAAGGAAAAAAAUACUUGAUUGUUCUUGAUGAUUUAUCUACCACCAAAGAAUGGAAUGAUAUACAGAAUCAUUUCCCUAGAAUGGUAGCAGAAAGCCGAAUCAUAGUCACCACAAGGUUAAAUGAAAUUGCUCGGCAUUGUUCGUCGAAGCCAACACAUAUCAUGGAGCUCAAAAUCCUAGAAGAAAAAGAUGCACUUGACCUCUUCACAGAGAAGGUAUUUGGGAAGAUUACAAAUUUAAAUGAGGAGUGCCCUGAGUUGUAUGAGGUGGCUGAAUUGAUUAUGAAGAAGUGCAAAGGACUUCCCCUUGCAAUAGUGACCAUAGGUGGCUUCUUGGCCAAGCAACCGAAAACUCCUAUGGAGUGGAAAAAAUUGAAUUCACAUAUUAGUGCUGAGUUGGAAAUGAACCAAGGGCUCAGAAAUAUUAAAAAUGUUCUUAAUAAGAGCUACGAUGGUUUACCUUAUCAUCUGAAGCCUUGUUUCUUAUAUCUGUCUAUCUUUCCUGAAGACCAAGAUAUUAAACGAAACCGCUUGGUGCGCCGGUGGAUUGCUGAGGGUUACUCGACAGAGGUGCUUGGUAAGCCUUUGAUAGAAACAGCUGAGAGCCACUUCAUGGAACUCGUUGAUAGGAGCAUGAUUCUACCAAAUAAAACAACAUAUUUCAGCAAAAAAGUAAUAAACUCUUGUCAAGUCCAUGAUCUCAUGCGUGAAAUCAGCAUCUCAAAGGCAGCAGAAGAAAAUCUUGUAUUCAGGCUGGAAGAAGAUUGCAGUUCAAACACAAUUGGGACGGCACGCCACCUUACUAUAAGUGCCAAUUGGAAGGGAGACGAAGCUGAUUUCGAGAGCAUGGUGGAUGUGUCUCGUAUACGAUCGCUAACAGUGUUUGGAAAGUGGAGGCAGUUUUUCAUUUCUGACAAGAUGAGGUUCCUGCGUGUUUUGGACCUGCAAGACACCAAGGGUCUAUGCAAUCAUCACCUUGAACAUAUUGGGAAGCUUGUUCACCUAAGGUAUCUUUCUCUAAGAGGUUGUCUAGGUAUCUAUCACCUUCCAGACUCUGUGGGUAACAUGAGGCAACUCCAAACACUAGAUAUUAGAUUAACAUGGAUUGCCAUGCUGCCAAAGACCAUUGUCAAACUUAAGCAGUUGCAGUAUCUUCGCAUUGGUGGCUUAAGAACUGAUCGUGUUUAUUUCCUUGAUAGACUGAAGAGUAAGUGUGUGGCAUUUUGCUCAUGUCAUCAGCCUACAUACUAUGAUAGUGAUAUGGAGGAGACCUGGUGUGAUAGGUGCACUAAAUGUUGGUAUGUCGUGAUGCCUGGCCUAGCGACGCCUUCUGGAAGUGGUACUCCUGUGCCGAGAGGUGUGGGGAAUCUGAAGGCCUUGCGCACACUAGGUGUAGUGGACAUCGGAAGUGGGAACGCCCAAAUAAAGGAAAUAAAAAGGCUUACUCAGUUGCACAAGUUGCAGGUCACUGGUAUCAACAAGAAAAAUUGGCAGGAGUUCUGUUCCACUCUUGAGUCUCUCAGCUGCCUGGAAUCAUUGUCAAUGUCUUCAUCAGGGCUUAAUGGUAGUUUACGUUGCCUUUCGGAUGCCGUAUUCUUGCCUCCCAAUAACCUCCGUACCCUCAUGCUGUUGGACGAUCUGGGCAAAAUGCCUGCAUGGAUCAUGCACCUGCGGAACCUUGCGAAGCUGAGACUGAUGUGUACCCAUCUAACGGAUUCUGAUGGCACCAUGCAACUCCUUGGCAAUCUACCAGACCUAGCCAUCCUAAGAGUAGACAGUUACACAUUUGAAGUCGAAGGGCUCUGUCUCAAUUUCCUACCGGAGGCAUUCCCUAGUCUAGUGGCGCUGCAGCUGUGUAGCGCACACAGAAGAGCACGCGGAAGUGAGAUCAAAUCUGUGGAGUUUAAAGAGGGGACAGCGCCUAAGCUUGAGGUGCUGAGGUUUACAUAUCGUCGCGAUGUAGUAAUCAAUGAUGGGUUGUUUUCUGGGCUAGCAUCCCUCCCAGGCCUCAAGAAAUUUGAGCUGGGCAUCCACAGCUUCGAAGGCAAGGAAGGAUUCGUGGAACAUGUGCGGGCCCAGCUUGCCCUGAAUCAAAACCAGCCUGUUUUGACAAAAGCAUGGUAAUUUCUCAAGCGCCACUGCAAAAACUCCAAAAUCCUCGAAGUUCAAGGGCUCUGUCUCAAUUUCGUGGCAGAGGCAUUCCCAAGUCUAGUGGCUCUGGAGCUUUCUAAUUCUAGUGCACAGACAAGCGCAGACAGAGGUGAGAUCAAAUCUGUGGAGUUCAAAGAAGGAGCAGCACCAAAGCUUGAGGUAAUCAGGUUUAUAUAUCACUGGGGUGUAAUAAUCAAUGAUGGGUUGUUUUCUGGGUUGGCAUCCCUCCGAAGCCUCAAGAAAUUUCACCUGGUCACCGACAGCUUCGAGCGCAAGGAAGCAUUGGUGGAAUAUGUGCGAGCCCAGCUUGCCCAGAAUACAAACCGGCCCUUUUUGAUAAAAGGAUGGUAAUUUCUGUAGCACCACUGCAAAAACUCAAAAAUUCUUGAUUUAUCACAGCAGGAUUCGUACCUUCUAUAUAUGCAAUUUUGUUUGAACAAUCCAUGCCCCUGUCAGUUUUCUAUUUCUCCUAGUACUCCUGUAGUAGUGAACCGGCCACAUGUCUGUAUGUGAACAAUUCUG